Cryptococcus amylolentus CBS 6039 is the source of this 5469-nucleotide messenger RNA. RefSeq lists its product as hypothetical. Gene Ontology annotation, biological process: intracellular signal transduction. The transcript is spliced from 8 exons. NCBI's taxonomy places the organism in Eukaryota, Fungi, Basidiomycota, Tremellomycetes, Tremellales, Cryptococcaceae. Gene Ontology annotation, molecular function: guanyl-nucleotide exchange factor activity; protein binding. The record is from RefSeq and is a predicted model, not a curated record. The coding region runs from base 943 to 5220 and encodes 1425 amino acids.
CAGUGGCCUCGCUGGCUGUCCAUCUAUUGCAUCCAAACACCUUUCUUUCUCUCGUCUUGUCUUUACUGUUGGCGCCUUGCUGUAUCGUUCAACAUCCGACUCCGGGGCAUCGGAAAACGCGCUCUAACCCCAAAUCUAUCAGGGCCAAAACGUCACCGCCGCCAGCUGUCCUGUCGCUUCCAGUCCAAAACUCUGUGCAGUCUUCUGCGGGAUUUUAUUUCUAUUUUUUUACUGUCACCUCGAGCAUCAAGAUCAACAAACAACUCUCUCUCUCCCAUCCUCUCGACAUCCGACAGAGCCCAACAGCGCUCUCCCGCCUCCACACCCCAGUAGUGAUCCGACAUUCUUUCCACAGCCGCGCCUCCACUCUCGUUCCUCUCUCCGUCACAUCUCGUUUUCGCCGUGCGCUCUAGCUUUUCCCUGAAAGGAGAAAAGGCAUUCACGUCUCUGGUCCCGGCCUCAUUCCCAGUCUUUCACGUCAGCCAACCGCAGGCAGCACAACCCACCACAAAGACACCGCGUCUUCACGCGACGGCCUGCCGCUCUCUACUUUCCACACUCCCCUCUCGGUUUCUUUCAACCCGCCUUCGCCACUUCUGUCUCUAUACGCGCCCAUACGCCAACGCAAGAUCUGAGAUCAUAGGCAGGAGGUCAGAAGUUUGCAAGGGACUGCCUGGAGAUCAAUGAACAAGGGUCGAUCUUGUUACAUCAAUCCUGCAAAACGCUGUCCCAAGGCCCAGAGCGCUUGACUGUCCACACUCUGUCUCUGCCACACUCCGCUUGUCACUUCCCGGCAAUUCAUAGCGACGGACUCGUGGCCUCUCGCGGAUUCCAGCGCAUUUGAAACGCAUCAACGCUCGGGCCACAAACCUCCUCGAGGUCUCUGCAUCACGACACAAAACAGGUUUUGCUGUCAGGCUCGAGAUCUUGCAUAUCCACGACAUGCCUGCUCUCCCCACGCCCCUUCCACCUACGCCAACACCGUCAAUACACUCGCCUACCAUGCAGAGCAGCGCCGAGCUCAACACGAGCAAAUCUACAAUCAUGUCAGAGCAGGACCAGCCAAUCGCCGGCCCGUCGAAGAGUGGGCAACAGACAUCCUAUUUUCCACAGCCUUACCUGCCACCGACACCGCCUGUGCAGGACGGCGAACAACCGGGGUCAGCGGCCUCGAUCAACUUUGUUGAGCCCGUGAUACCGCGCAGAAGAAAUCCGUCGGCACGCAGACCCCUUAGCGCGUACCCUCAAGACGAUGAAGACCGCAUUCACCCACCGUCGCGAAAGUAUACAGAUCCGACGCCUGUGUCACACCUUCCGUCAAGUGAUGAUGAAGAGAGCGGCGAUUCACACCAACUAGACGUUGACCUCGAUGCGUACUCCAACACUGGGUUCGAAACCGAGGAGGAACCAUUGGAGGAUAGGGAACCGACGCUGAGCUUUGUCACUGCGUCCACCCAUGAGUCUACCGCGGGUACGCCCCCCAUGAGUAUGACAUAUAGCUUUCCCGGCCAAGUGGAAGAGGGGAGAGAUACAGUCGAGCCCAAAAUACGGCUACGCUCAACAGCUGGUCGUGGCGCAAAUACAUAUUCCUCUGCAGAGUCGUCCAUCGGCUCUGGUCCAUAUUCUUAUCACGCCUACGGAGACCAGAUCUACCAGCAAAACCCACCGCCUCUACCCCAGAUGCCAAGUGGCUACAACUCCUCCAUGGGUCUGGGCAUCUCAACCGAGUACUCUUGGCCGGCGAGUUUGGCCUCUUCGCAAACCAGCCGCCCGCCAGUCCUCUCCCCUUCAAACACUUUUCCCCAUCGACCAUGGAAGCGAGACGUGGUUACCAGGCUCCGGAGUGGCUCAGCCUCUUCCGCCUUCACUGUCGCUUCAACUUCCACCGAUGCUUCUGAUGGGUCGUCAAGUCGAGCGAAUAUGCAAGAUGGAGCUUUCCAUUACGACUAUGAUGGUCUACUACCGUAUGAGCGAGAACAGGCGGAGCCGGAAGCGCUUGCGAUGAUUAAGGAGGGCAGAGAGAAGAUACUGGAUGUGGAAAAGAUUGAGGCUCUAGGGGGUGUGGAAGCUAUAGAUCAGCACAUGGUCCAUUCAUUAGCUGGCAUCACUCAUCUGCUUCUUCCAUCGUGUGGGCCGCAGAUAGUUGGCUUCCUUUCUCCCUUACUCUCAGUACUCGCGCCUUCGCUGGUUGUACUUGAUCUGUCAAACAACAACCUGUCUGCCAUCCCCGAUACAUUGCAGCACUGCACGUCGUUGGAAGAGCUGAAUUUGUCGGACAAUCCCCUUUGGAAUAUCCCCAAUUGGAUUGGUGCUCUUGUGGGUUUGCGUGUGCUGGUCAUGGAUGGAUGUGGUAUCUCGAGUCUACCCGAAGAAAUCUGUCAUCUACAUGCGCUUCACUCGAUUUGCGUCCGACGAAAUAAAUUGGUGGCUUUGCCGACAUGGCUAUGCCUUCUGGCUCAACUAGACACUCUCAAAGUCGACAACAAUCCCUUCACCCCCGAAUGGCUCCGCAUCAUCCCUCCUAUCCUCGAGCCACCACCUCGGAAACUCCCGGCUGCUGGCAAGAGAAACUCUCAUCACCACCGCCAUCUCUCUAUCAACAACGGGCUGAGAACACCAGUAUCGGCGACACCUAUCACAUCACCCACCUCAUCGGCUGGUCAUACAGACCAGGGAAUGGCCAGCGGACCUUCUUCAUCCGCUCAAUCGUCCUUCUAUCAAGCGGGUCUGGGGCCUAUCGCGGAAGACAAUCACCCUCAUUCUGCGCCUAUCAGAGCGGAUGGAGAGGAUCUCCCAUUCCCGGGAAUGAUGCCUGAAGCUCAAGUUUCAAGAGGUCUACGGAAAAUGCGUUCUGCGGGUGCACUGCUCAACAAGAUGAACCAGUCUGUGGGCAGCCAAUCCCCGAGCAUCCGCCCCCGAGACUUGAGCCCACCCCCGACAGAUCGAUUUGCCAGUCUGGGCGGUAGCGAUGGACGACGAGCGGCGAGCGCCAUGAGCAACUACGCGGAAGACUCUUCUGAGCCGACUGGCUCAAGGCUUGGCAAAAGCUCUGUUCAAAAACCGGGCAAGCUUGGUGGCUUCCUCCGGAAGAUGUCUAUGAACCGCCUUCGCCCCGAGAAGGACAAGAUGGCGGCUGUCGCAAGCUCUGCCGCUAGCAAUCUCAAGACUAUGCCCGCUCUGCCGCCGAUGCGUCAUCAGCAUUCAGAUCCUAUCAAACCUGUCGCCAUACGGCCGGGGAUGCUGGGCGCCAUGUCGUCAGCUACGUUGCCCACUCGCAAAAUCACGGAUCUGCACAUCUCAGACUUUGGGCCCGUGAGCCUUGUCCCCACCGGGCCUUCGACCAUGCCCUUGGCCGGGCUACCUUUCCCUUCACAGAUGGGUGCAAGCACCUCCGGGAUGGGCACAAGCAAUAACACCACCAGUCUUCGUGGCAAGAGAAGAAGUUUCUUGCCUCUCGAUGGGCCUCCGUCGAUCAACGUACAAAUCCCUACGUCCGAAUUUCACGACCCACAUGCUGCGGAAACUCCAGUCCCGACAUUGACCAUGGAAGCUCCUACUCCUCUGGCUACUACCCCGCCUCCGAUCAUGUCUCAGGCCCUUGUUGAGUCUCCUGUCGCUGAGAAUGACUAUGAUGCCAAGUAUGCUCAGGGCUUGGACACUAUCAAACUCAUUCUUCGGGAUCUCCAUGACUUGUCGCGCAAAUCUAUUCCCCAUGACACAUUCGCGGCCAUGAGCGGGGUCGGAAGUGCUGAUAGCAGCUACGCUACGUCCUCAGUGCUUUCUGAGCAUCCCGGAUCUCCCAGGUCCGUGGAUCGCGAUUCUGUCGUCGACGUACAUCGUGCUAGGAGGCACACCUUGGAACGAGACUCUAGGGAGCUGUCGAAUGGCGGUGGUGGAUAUGUGGACCUUGGCGAGAAAGAGCCUUCGCUGUCGGGCAAGAAAUUCAAGAACGACAAAUCCAAACGGGCCAAGAUCAUCCACGAGAUUUGGGAGACUGAGCGCACCUAUGUUCGCAACCUUGGGGAACUUGUGACCAUCUAUGUCAAGCCUUCUGCCAAGGUAGUCAACCCCAACAAGUCUGCUGUCGAGACCGUGGUGCCUUCGUCAGAGCGCAAAAUCGUUUUCGGCGGCAUUGAAAGUAUUCUCGCUAUCCACCGAGACAACUUUUUGCCAGCUCUAGAAAAGGUCGUCAAGACAUUGAUUGAGAGUGAAGGCAAGGCCGAUGACGGCGAGAUGUCGAUCGAGACUGCGUAUCGCGUCGGUGAGGUCUUCAGGACCUACAUCGCCUACAUGAAGCAGUACUCUACCUACAUCACCAACUUUGACAAUGCCCUCGCUCGGAUGAAGACGUGGUCCGGUACGUCUUCUGGUACAUCGACACCAACAUUCCCUGGCAAGGCAGGCUCCAAUAUGUCCUCGACGGCUAUCAAUGCUGGUAUGAGUGCCAUUUCUCUUCCGUCUGCUGCUCCGACUGCUUCUGGUCCACAAAUGUCGUCCAGUCAAAAGAAGAGGGUCAAGGCGUUUUUGCAGAAGGGCAAGGACCACCCUAUGCACUCGCAGAUCAGUCUCGAGAGUUACUUGCUCCUUCCGAUUCAGAGAAUCCCGAGAUACAAGCUCCUCCUAACUGAACUUGCCAUGUGCACACCUGCCCGAGCCGACGGCUUCCGCGAUACUCUCGAUGACGCCCUGAUUGAAAUCUCUAGCCUCGCAUCGUUGAUGAACGAGGAGAAGCGCGAUGCCGACUCUAGACUGCGAUUGAUCAAUUGGCAGAAGCGUUUCACCAACUCUGGACGUUCCCCUCUCGUGCAGCCGCACCGACGUCUCAUGUUUGAGGGGCCUUUGACUCUGUCUCGGAUCGUCAAAAAGGCGUCCAACUUUGCCGAGCGCGAAACCAUGCUCGAGACCGAUGGUGACAAGACCAUUACGUCUAGCAAGACCGUGGUUCCUGUCGAUCACGUCGUGCCCGAGUCGGUGGAGAGGGAGGUCAUGUUGAUCCUGUGUUCGGAUAUGAUGGUGCUUGCUACACAGAGAGGCGAAGGAUGGGAGGGACCCGUUAACGUUUUCAAUGUGUUGAGAAUGGGGACUUUGCAAGAGCCAGCUAGCGUGACAUCGGGGAAUACCUUGAGAGUAGUGGACAACAAUUCCAUUUACUACUUUACUGGCAACACUCGGGAUACUAUCAUACAAUGGUGCCGAGCUAUCAAUACUGCCAGGCGCUGAGCGGAGAUGGAGGGAGAUAAGGUGUGCUGGGGACAUUGACGAGAUGAUGACUCUUUACGAAAGGUACAAGUAUAUAUAUGACGGACUUUCCGUUUCGUGUUCUUUUAGGUCGAUUCAAUUUUGUAUAGUAUAUACAACAGUCUUAGAAUGGCAGGUCGACAUUCACGGGCAAUUCAGAUCAAUUGCGAUUUCCAUAUUAUAGUCACGAAGAGCUGCCCACGCCAGCCAUACACAUGCAUACGACUAUGU